UAACCUAACUAAUAUGAACCUAUGUACUUUGUCAUUUUAGUGGAAGUGCCCACAGCUAAAGUAAGCAGUCAACAGUUUUAUUUCACGCAUGGGCAAAGAAAAUCCAUUAAGCUCGUCUAUGGUGGUUAUCAGUAUGUUAAGUUCAUGGAGAAUUCAAAAGGUGUUAAAUGGAUUUGUUCUACCAGAUCGACAACGAAAUGCAGGGCACGAGUACGCACCACAAAAAAUUCUGAGCUGGAAGUGCUACAUGCGAACCACAACCAUUCUUUCAUUCAAAAGAAUUAUGCCCGAAAAGUGGAUGGGGAAACCAAGCUUAACGCGAAGCCCGACAUAAAGCCAACAAAUGUCUCCUAAUAAAGGUACAUAAAGAAGUAGUAAA
Molecule: messenger RNA, 379 nt
Organism: Rhagoletis pomonella (apple maggot)
Lineage: Eukaryota; Metazoa; Arthropoda; Insecta; Diptera; Tephritidae
Exons: 1
Coding region: 22-354 (110 amino acids)
Source: RefSeq, a predicted model, not a curated record